UAAAUAGUACGUCAACCUGAUGAUACUCGAUACCAUAUCGCCGUUUUGUUUUAACUUUCCGGGAAAUCUCAUUUCUCUGGAGAAUGAUAGGCUCAGGUGUAAAAUGUACAACAAUAAAUCAACGUUAGGCGGUUCUUGUCUUUAAUCAAGGAACAUUAAUAUGGAAAUAUUCAAAGAUUUAAUAUAGCAAUAUCUGGAAAAGUUUAUUUAAGCAUAAAAUUGUUGCGACCUAGUUGCUAUGGUAGAUGAACGCGGUUGCUAGGCAACGCAUCUUCAAUUUCAUUGCACUGAUUGGAUGGCAUCACAAAGUGCAUCUUGCCUAAGAGCCGUGUGUACAUGAUACAUCUUUUAACUCCUCUUGCAAUUGAAGAGCACUAUAUAAGUUGGACUUUGCGAAUGCGAGAUCACAUUUCUUAGAGAAGGCAACAAUAAAUUGUGAACUUUGUGAGCAAGGUAUUACUGGGCCCAAAACUCGUGAGUAAAGCAAAAAACGUCUUAUUAGGUUUAUUUGUCGCAAAUUGGCAAAUUAAUUCUAGAUUAUUAAAAUACAUUGGUCUCACUGACCUCGGACGUACAGGAACGCAAGCCAAAUCAGAUGUUCUCAGUUUACAAUUAGAUUCCAAUGAACAAAGUAAAAAAUUACAGCGAGAAAAAUAUGACGAGAAAAAGUCAUGACAUUGAUGCGUAUUCAGUGUAGGAUCCAUUCAACAACUACAUCUAAGAUGAAUCUUAGAGAAGCACAUACUUCUGGGAGAUCAAAUUAUAAACGGACUGUACGAGGGCCUUACUAUAUUUCACAUGCAUGGUUUGCUAUAGGAUUUAUCACAUUCGCAACAUUCUUUGACCAGGGGACAUGCAGUGCUGAUGUAUUUGUCUGUCCCUUGGGGAAGUUCUCGUGUGGCAACCAAUCUGUCUGUUUAGACCAGAAUCGAUGGUGCGACGGAAAGAGCGACUGCGACGCUGGUUAUGAUGAAAUUCACGAAAACUGCCAAUUCACUGGAGGUACAUAUGACACAAUUGUGAAGAUUUUCGGGAAUGAUACCAUAAGAACAAUAAAUCAGUCUUGCCAUUUCUCGAAUUACCCAUCAUUGUGCGAAUGUAAAGAGGCUGUAAUAAGCUGCAAAGAAAAGGGAUUCACAAGAUUACCGGUUGAUCUUCCGAGUAAUUUGACAAGGCUGAUCUUCAAAGGUAACUUGCUUAAAGAGAUACGUUCACAUGCAUUCCAACGGUUUUCCCGAAUGACAGUUUUGCAUCUUGGAGGAAAUAAGAUAGAGCGCAUUGAUAAUGGUGGUUUUUAUGGUUUAGACAGAUUAGAGAAAUUAUUCUUACAAGGGAAUAAUCUAACAACCAUAGAAACUGGAACCAUAGGAAGGCUUCACAAACUAGAAUGGUUAUGGCUGAGUGAGAAUAAACUGCAGAGUAUUGCAAUGGAUGAGUUUAAAUAUACAAAUCUGAUAACAAUCAAUCUAAAAUGGAACAAACUCACUCAAGUAGAGACAAUGGUUGGUCCAGCGAAUGGAAAUCUAGCUGUCUUGUUCCUAGACAACAACAAAAUCCAGCGUCUUUACAGCACACAAUUUAGAAGCAUGCAGAAUCUCCAAACAUUAACAUUGUCAUAUAAUGACAUAAGCUAUAUCGCCGAAGAUGCCUUCAAGAACCUUCCUUCCCUGACAGAUUUAGAUUUGGCCUGGAAUAAACUGACACGACUUCAUCGUAAGGUUUUUGAGCCACUUACAGAGUUGCAGCUGCUAGACUUAUCAGGCAAUCCAAUCAUUCUACAAGUGAAUGGAUUCUCAGGUCUUCAGAAGUUAGAAGUACUGAAGUUAGGAGCAAUCUCAAUUGAUAACAUUCAAAUAAAGAUGUUUUCAUCUUUACAGAGCUUAAAAUUCAUAGAGUUCAAAGACUUUCACUACUGUAGUUACGCUCCUCAUGUUCGGAGUUGUGAUCCCAAGGGAGACGGGAUAUCCUCAUUCAACAAUCUCUUGGACAAUCCUGUCCUUAGGAUCAGCAUUUGGAUUGUGGCUUGCUUUACAUGUGCUGGCAAUCUGGCUGUGCUCAUCUCCAGAACGCUCAUAAAGACAGAUCUGAAUCUUCAUUCUAUAGUAAUCAGGAAUUUAUGUGCUGCCGACUUACUAAUGGGCAUAUACUUAGUAAUAGUAGCUGCUCAAGACGUCAGGUUCCGCGAGACCUACAACUCGCACGCAUAUGAAUGGAUGUCUAGCCAUCUUUGCCAAGUUACAGGAGUACUUGCAAUGAUAUCUUGUGAAGUUUCUAUACUCAUUCUCGUGUUUAUGUCCGUAGAACGUUACGCUACAAUAUCAUUUCCAUACAGGACUUUCCGUAUGUCUUCAAAGCUAGCAUGGAUCAUUCUAUGCUCGCUAUGGGUGACUGGGCUUCUCAUUGGAAUCAUUCCUCUGACUUCAGAAAAUGCAUUUGGGAAGUUUUAUGGCAGUAAUGGAGUUUGUUUCCCGCUUCAUAUACACGAUCCAUAUCUCAAAGGAUGGGAGUAUUCCGCUUUUAUAUUCAUUGUAUUGAACUUUACCAGCGUUGCGGUGAUAGUGUUCUGUUACGUCGCUAUGCUGUGUAGUAUUUAUAAAACUCAGCGUCUUACUGAAUCAACGUGUGCACAGGAGAGGUCGUUCGCGAAAAGAAUUCUCGUUAUCAUCCUCUCAGACCUUAUGUGCUGGGUCCCUCUCAUCACAAUAAAGCUCAUGGCAUUUGGUAGCAUUAGGAUAUCAGAUAGCAUGUAUGCCUGGUUGGCCAUCUUCAUAUUACCAAUAAACAGUGCCAUCAACCCUAUUCUCUACACAUUGACCAUAGUCUCGUUCAGACGAAAGUUCCUCCAAUUUUGGAGAAGAAAAUAUAGGAGUGGAAAGACCAAACACUGCUCAAGGUUCCAAAUGGGUCGUCUAGGUUCCAGCAGCCUAUCUUCAGCGACAAACACAUUCAAUUUGCCUGGUGACAUAUCCCCACCUACCUUCCGAACUCAACUUAACCCGUCAAUUUCAUCAGAAGACGAGUCAGCUGAAAACAUUGGGAAGUUACAAAACUUAUUGGCAGAAUCUAACGACCAGGAACAUACAGUAUGAAGCAGAUAUAUAUGCCAGGCGGAUAAGUGUACCUAGUUCUGACUGUUACAUGAGAAAUGAAAAAGAUUUGCGCAAGUCCUGGACUAAAAUCAAUCGAUGAUAUAUUGUAAUUCUUAUUUAUUUAUCCUUUAUAACUAAGAUGUGUGUGUUAUAUGUUAUUUUAAAUGAAUGUUUAUGUGUAGUUCCAUUUAUGUGUACUUGUAGUUCCAUUUCACGUUGUACGCACAUUGAGGAAAUUUUCCUUAUUUGCCAUUUUUUCAUAAUUUUUAUUCUUAUUUAGUUAUCCUUUAUAUAUUAGGAAGUGUGUUUUAUUUGUUAUUUAACGUGAAUGUCUAUGUACGUAGUUCCAUUUAUGUGUAGCACCAUUUUCAUGUUGUAGCAUAUGAGACCACGGCCAUUUAGGUAAUUUUCCUUACUAAUCAUAUUUCCUUAUUUUUAUUCUUAUUUAUUUAUCCUUUAUAAUUAAGAAGCGUGUUCUAUAUGUUAUUUAACGUGAUUGUUGAUGUGCAGUCCAAUUCAUGUGUUGUACCAUUUUUAUGUAGUACCAUACGAGACUACGACCAUUUAGGUAACUUUCCUUAAUAAUCAUAUUUCAUCAUUUUAUUCUUAUUUAUUUAUCCUUUAUGAUUAAGAAGUGUGCGUAAUAUGCUAUCCAAGCUGAAUGUUUACGUAUAGUUCCAUUUACGUGUAGUACCAUUUAGUGCCAAACAAGACUACGGACAUUUAGAUAAUUUUCCUUCAUGAAAUCUUGAUAAUUACAGAAUUAGGAAUGAUUUAUUCAAAUCAUUGCUCCAAUACAAAUAAAAAUCAUUACUUUCGGUUAAUUCCAGUUUACGAUAAUGCUAAUAAUACACUAAAUGUAUUACAGUUAAAGUGCAAUGUCAGUACAGAACAGUAUAGCACACAGUAAAACCUGUCGAAGUGGAACAUCUUUGGUACCUCUAAAAAGUGUUCCACUCGAGAGGUGUUCCACUUAUAGAGG
Molecule: messenger RNA, 4071 nt
Organism: Owenia fusiformis
Lineage: Eukaryota; Metazoa; Annelida; Polychaeta; Sabellida; Oweniidae
Source: the annotation of a GenBank genome assembly